UCGGAGACGACAUGGAGUGACGGAGAGCGGGAGAAAGGGGCUUUUUCGGAGGACGGCGUGCUCCGCUGAAACCCAACAUGGCGCUGCUGCGAGGUACGGCCGAGCUGAAUUAAUUUCUUCGCGAGUCCGCCGACCUCGCCACCUGUACUAUCCUUUGGGGGCCCGGGCCACACGGCGCAUUGGCUCUCCGACUUAAAGGACCCUAACGGAUUUUCUUUGAAAUUGUGGAUUUCUUUUUUUAUUAUCCUGACGUUUGUUUUUCCUCCGCGCAGGAUCUUUUUUAGCUUUAUGGAAACCCAAGUGACAUUUGCAACAGCAAAAAGUCCGUUUGAAAUAUAGGAGAAAGGAUGAUAGUUGCCUUUAGACAAUAGAUCAAAGACCCAGAGCUUUAUAUGUAAGACUGGUUCUGUUUCAUGACAAGUGGAUAACCUGUUAGACACUUUUAGUUGUUUUUUUUCUUUGGCCGGGAUUGUCUGUCUCCAGCAGACAGGACCGUAACCGGGCUCGUCUACGUACGCACGGAUCGCUGCCCUUGUAGUUAACUUGGCAAAACAGGAAAAAGGCUAGAGUUGGGGUGCGCGGAGGGCGGCUGGAACUAGCACCAAUUAACCAGGGCAACAUCUGUUCGUGAUGUCGAUGCUGAGACACAAACCAACCUGGAACUAAGACAAGGGAACCACAUCACACAAAACAUGGUGGAUGCAAGGUUGACGCCCCUGGCAGCGAUGGGGCUGGACCGAGGCACUCUGAUGCAUGAUGGUCUUCGCCUCCAUAGUGGGGUUGUGUAUCCAGGGAUCAGAACGCUGCCAGCGGAGAAGAGCCGAGAGACGCCUGGCCUCCCCCUCAGUUAUAACAGGGAUGGUCUCCCAGAGCUCAUCUACAAGCCUGAUAGCCCUCUGGACAGUCGUAAGCCCACAAACGGAUACCUGGGCCUCUACAAGGGCAUCCCUCCAAGUCUCCACAAGCCUGUGCUGAUUCCUGGAGCUGAAGGUCUAGGCUUGGAACGCAGAGUAGGGCCUGGGGAAAAAGCAUCUGAACUGGGCUUGGCAAGUGCAGGUGGGAGCUACCUCCGCCUGCCAUGGCUCAACCCUUACCCUGAAGCAAGCAUGUAUCCCUUCAUGGAUUCAUCCAAGUACGCAGCUCUAAACAUGUAUAAAGCCUCCUUGCUCAGCCAACCCAACCCCUAUCUUCCCCAGCACCUGGCCUACCCAUCUCUGUGUGCAGCCCAGGGGGGCAAUGUUAACCCAGCUGCAGCUGCCUCUGCUGCUGAGAGGCUCUACUAUAUGCCCCCCUAUCCUCCUUCUCCUAUCUCUUCUCCCCUGGUGGCACCCCCUAUGAGGAUUCCUGCAGUCACAGUGGCCCCCACGUCGCUGGUACACUGCCAGGACAAGGGGCUUGGUGUUGCACCUCCAUUUGCACAGCAGCUUCACCAACCUUCCCCUCAUCCUCAGCACCAUCAGGCUGCUAUAGACAGGGACCGGUCCCCAAGCAGGACCAGUAGACCAAGCAGACCUCCUUCCAGGAACGGCUCCAGCAACAACAAUAACAACAGUAGUACUAGCACUAGUGGCAGCAGUGGUGGGAAUAAUAAUAGUCUACCUACUGAUUCUUCACCUCAUGCAUCUUCUCGCCUCCCACAACCUCCCCCACCUCCUGCUCUCAUUGACAAUUCACUGGAUUUACAAAGGCCAGUCGCUAGGAUAGGGCCACCUCCCACCUCCUCAACUUCUUCAAUAUCUGUCUCAUCCUCUUCCACGCAGUCUAUUCCUCAUCCAUUCUCUGUCAGCAGCAUGGCAUCAGAGCAGCCCUCUCCUGCCCGGCCCAGCCCCCACAAACCUAGGCAAAGAGAUGGGGUGCCUGAGCACAGAAAUGUUGGGAUUGAGAGGAGACCCAGCCGGUCACCCUCCAAACCUAAUUUUGAUAGGCCAGCUCACCCAUCCCAAGCAACCAAAGACUCAGCAGAGAAGCCCUUGGAUUUGUCUGGAAGAAUACUGGAAUUUGGACUGCCACCAAAUGGUUUCCCAGUUAAGAUGGACAAUAUAGCAUCAGGACGUUAUGGACUGCCCCCUAGCCGGGAGCUCCUAAAGGAAAACCUGUCCGUCUCUCCCUCCUCCCACCCUCACUCUGUGGUCAGCAGCACUUCUUCAAAGGUCUCUGAGAGGUCAGAGAUGAUCAGCACUUUGCACUCGUCCUGGGUAGUACCUAGCCGGUCUCCUUCCCAUACACAGCACACACCAGGCUUGCCCCCCUCUCCAAGGCCUAACACAGACCUGGGACUUUCACAAGCCAAAGGCUCCUCACCCUCUGUCAUCAAACACAAGGGUCUGGAGAGAGUACUGCCUCAGCAACGUAGCUCAUCCUGUCCAAGGAUUGGGGAGUCCAACCAUAAUGUUCCCUCCACUCAACACUCUGGCUCUUCUCUGGUCAGCUCCAGGGCUCUUUCUCCCAAACCCAAUGGUGAGUGGAUCAAACACAGCCCCAGCCAAUCAGAACAUCCACCAGUCAUAGGUCACCACAGAGAGGGAACAGAAAAGUCCUCCCAGCCUGCCAAGAGAGGUGAAACGACUCCAGAGGUGUCAUCAUACAAGAGGCCAUGUUUAGAGAAUGGUCACCCUACUGGCCACCUUUACCUUCCUCAAAGUGAUGCGUACCUGAACCACAGUUUGGCCUACGCCAAUAGAUACCUGCACUACCCCAUCCCUGAUGGCAUGGCACUGCACUCCCUGCCAAUCACAGGGAAAGGCCCAGUUUAUCCUCACCCAGUGUUACUGGGCAGCAACAGCCUUUACCCAACCCACUUGGCAGCAAAACAUCCAUUACCCUACCACAACCUCCCAGCUGGUCCAGGAGGGGAAUACCUCACUUAUAACUCACAGGAGAUGGCCCAUCCCCUGAUGCAGCCUCACUCUGACAACAAGUUGUCAGAAAGGGGAGACGCAAGCCUAAAGUCCCGAGGACAGGAGAAAUCCUGGGGAGCUGUUGAAGAAUGUGGGGGCCACAGAGAUCAAAACAUUGGGAAAGAGAUGGGUGAAGGGAACCAUAUAAAGUCUGAUAAGGAAACAGGAGCACAAGGACAGGGUGGAAGUCAAAUCAAAACCCCCUCUUCCUCUGUAACAUACAGAGAAAAGAUUGUCUGCAUUGACCUCGUACACUCAGACACAGAUAUUGAAUCUACCCCAACAGUCCACAAACAACCCUCUGCUGAGCCCAGCACUAAGGUUAACCAAAAUGAAUGUUGUCAUAGUAACCAAAAUCCAACAAAGACUGACUACGAGCCAAAACACCAACACCACCUUUCCCAUCCUUAUCCGGUCCACUCCGGACAGAGCCCCACCCUGAAGCCCAACCACACUGAUAGACAGCCAGAAACUCCCUUUGGGAAACCAAAGGUUAUUCAGGACACAGGUUGUCCUGGGGUGACAUCUAGCACAUCCCCAUCUUCUCCAGGGGAGGUCUCCCAAGCUGAGGAGAGCCCCGAGGAACAAAGCCCCAGCCCAGACCCUGGAGACCAAGACCAGAGCACAUUGCGCUGUGCCCGUACAUCUGGGGAGCGUAGCUCUGGUAAGGACAAAGGGGACAGGGACAGUCGGGAUCUGCACUUCACUCAGCAUUAUACAGAUGCAGUGACAGAGUCAAACCUGGAAAGACUGUGUGCGAGAGAGACUGAAAAGGAAGACAGUAUUGUUGACCUAGGCGAGUCUCAAGGAGAAGGGGAUGAGGACGAAGAAGAGGGUUGCCAGGCUUCAUCUAAAGGCUCUCGUAGAUCCAGUCUUGCCAAGAGGAUUGCUAAUUCCUCAGGCUACGUUGGCGACCGCUUUAAAUGUGUCACCACUGAGCUGUAUGCUGACUCCAGCAAGCUGAGCCGUGAACAGAGAGCUCUGCAGAUGGAAGUCAUAUCACGAGAGGGGAGUAAUAUAAGUCAACCUGCAGCUAACUGGGAGCGGGCAAUGAUGCGGUUCUCGGAGCUGGAGCUGAAGGAGAAGGAGGGCGGCGGUGUGUGUGUGUCUGCCCCGGCAGCAGGACGGGAGCUGGCAGACGGCCAGCGCAGAGAGCGAGUGCUGGAACACUGCCAACACACCACCCGGCAGGGAGAGAGGGAGGGUGUUCGACCGGCUUACACAAACAACAGAGUUCCAGUCCUUCAGAGGUGUGGGGGCCAGAGGGAGCCUUUGUCCCCGGGGCAGGGGGCCAGAGACAGGGCCAGAAGUGCCAGCCAAGGAGGGCUAAAGGAUGGAGCCAGAAAGGUGGGGAGGGAGUCUGAGGGAGCUUAUUGCACACCCCCCACCUUGACAGUGGGAAAAGGCCACCCUGAGGAGGCGGCCAGUCCUGGCUUUGGACCCACCAGGAAACGUCUGCUCUGCCCCAAGGUGGAGCAUGAGGACACGGAGCAGGAGGAGGGAGAGAGGGUGUCCCACCCAGAGAAAAGAGCCAGGAUUUCUAUGGAUGAGCGCGAGCAGAUGAGCGCUGAUGAAGAAGAUGACGACGAGGUACGGAAGCUCAAAGUUCGCAUCGAGCUGAAGGGACUGCGACUCAGCAAGCCCGCCGCCGGAGCAGCUUCACCUGAUUGCUCUCAAAUCAAACAGGAGAGAGCAUGGCCCCAGCCACGAAUGGUAGCCCCGACCCAGGGUGUACGAGAACGAAAGAUCAGGCCCGGGGAGCCAGAGGACAGAGCCUCAGCGCAGAGAGCCGAGAUCAACAGGAAAUGGGGCUGCGAGAAGCUACUUAAUGGAGCAGCUACUUCUCCCCUUCCCCCCGGCCAGCUGAAGGACAGAGCGCACCCGCCGGGCCCCUUCUCAGGUGACCGUGGCCUCAAGGAGCCCAGGAGGGGCCCUCCCUCUCCGGCCCCAGAGCCGUCCGUGGGAGGCACCCCUCCCCUCAAGCCCCGUCGCCAUAGUGACACUGACAAACCCAAGGGCAAGCGGCCGUGCAAGACCAAACACACCAGUCAGAGGGAGCGAGAGCGGGAGCGGGAGAAGAGAAAAGAGGCCACACCUAACAGUCCAGGCCAGCCUUGCGUGGCUGAUCUGGGAGCAGCUGAAGAUGACAAGCUGAGUGAGCAGCGAGGCGCUCCGAGGAAGAGAGCCGCCUCUCCUAAUCAUUAUCCCUGCUCUCCAGUCAAGCCCUGCUCCCCCGCCGCGCUCUGCCCGCCCUCCCUGCAGCCCCAGGCAAACGGCAGAGCAGGCGGUGUCCCACCAGAGGCGGCAGGGGUGCACAGGACCCCCCCUGCUGAGCCCCCUGCGGUGCGUCCCAUCCCACCGGAGGCUCGUCGGCUGAUCGUGAACAAGAACGCCGGAGAAACUCUUCUCCAGAGAGCUGCGCGGCUAGGCUACGAGGAGGUGGUGCUGUACUGUCUGGAGAACAGAGUAUGUGAGGUGAAUCACAGAGACUACGCUGGUUACUGCGCUCUUCACGAGGCAUGCGCCCGCGGCUGGCUCAGCAUAGUCCAACACCUGCUGGAUUACGGGGCCGACAUCAACUGCAGCGCACAGGACGGCACCAGACCGAUUCACGACGCCGUAGAGAACGACCACCUGGACGUGGUGCGAGUCUUGCUGUCCUAUGGAGCCGACCCGACCCUUGCUACAUAUUCUGGCCGUGGCCUUCUCAAGAUGACCCACAGUGACAGCAUGGAGCGCUUCCUCAUGGAUUAUUUUGCUGACCUUCAGGGCCGCUCAGAUGACGACCCAGGCCUUUAUUGGGAAUUCUAUGGCAGCGCCGUAUGUGAGUCUGGCGAAGAAGGUGGUGUCUAUGACAUCCUGGCUGAUCCGCCAGGCCCAGAAGACGACGACGACGAUGACAAAAGAGAAGUGUUUGAGUUUGAGUUCUCUGACCGACCUCUGCUGCCUUGCUACAACAUCCAGGUGUCCCUCUCCCAGGGGCCAAGGAACUGGCUGCUGCUGUCUGAUGUGCUUCGCCGGCUGCGGAUGUCAGCUCGCGGCUUCCGACAGGCCUUCCCUCAUAUGGAGGUGGUGACAGUGGCUGAGGCAGAGUUUUACCGGCAAGCGUCUUUGUCGCAGCUCUUCUCCUGCCCAGAGGAGCUGGAGAGUUUCCAACCAGACAGCAAGGAGCUGCUGGAUCUGGUCGAAGACAGUGCCGAGCUGGCCGCCCUGCUGGGCUCCACGCUAGAGUGUCUGGACGACCGCUGGGAGCACUCAAGGGACAAACUGAAGGACAAAAUCAAGGCCGUUGGGCUCAUCCUGACCCCUGGACCCACUAAACACUGACCUUGAUCCUUACCGACUGCAGUUUGCUUCAGAACCGACCCAGGGUUAUGAUGAUAUGCCUUAGCCUGACCCGUAGUUCCCGUGCUUCGGCCUUGCUCUGGACCAGCACUGGUGCACUGUACAGAUGAACUGACCUGCUGGCUGACCAGGCUGCUGAAACAUUUCCCUGUGUUAACUGAGGAUCAAGUUUGAGACUCAAUAGACUUAAUAAUGGUCUUAUUUUUAUAAAUUAAUAUAUGUAUAAAUAAAUAUAUAUAUAAAUAUAUAAAUAUAUAUAUUAAAAAAAAUAUCAAGAGAUUUUUUUCUUUCAGAUGUUGCUCACGACUCCUCUCUGAAAGAUUUUGUAUGACAACAGAGUAUAGUUGUGUUGUCAGCAACUGGAUGGAGUGUGUGAGCGCGCAGCACAUUGUGCAUGUGUGUAGCUGUACAGGAUAGUACUGAGACUGUGCUAUUGAAUGUGGUAUUUGUGUUUAUAGGAAGCACAUGAUGUCCUGUUUUUUUUUUUUUCUCUCUCCUCCGACUUCAGCACUAGCUUAAGCCCGAGGGGCUUUUUUUUUUUUUUGUUGUAUCUUUCUUUUUUUUUCUUUGUUCAAAUUGUGCUUCCUGUUUAGUCUGUAAUUUAACAUGCAAAACUACAAAAUUGUUUGUAUAAUAAAGUUUUAAGAUAAUGUUGAUAUUCACCCUUUGGCAAAGAGCUUGUAUAUAACAGUGAGGCUACUGCAGUAAAGUAAUUUUUGGUGUGUUCAUUUUUGUUUUAACUUUGUAAUUAAAAUAUCUCAUAAUUUGUAUUUAUAUUUUACAAAAGAAGUUGCUUUAAAAUAAAUAUACA
Messenger RNA from Thunnus maccoyii (southern bluefin tuna), 7053 nucleotides. RefSeq names its product BCL6 corepressor (gene bcor). The record is from RefSeq and is a predicted model, not a curated record. The transcript is spliced from 14 exons. Gene Ontology annotation, biological process: negative regulation of transcription by RNA polymerase II. Gene Ontology annotation, cellular component: nucleus. The coding region runs from base 693 to 6224 and encodes 1843 amino acids. NCBI's taxonomy places the organism in Eukaryota, Metazoa, Chordata, Actinopteri, Scombriformes, Scombridae. Gene Ontology annotation, molecular function: protein binding; transcription corepressor activity.